This is a messenger RNA of Drosophila navojoa, 1317 nucleotides long. RefSeq names its product Cathepsin L4 (gene CtsL4). Gene Ontology annotation, biological process: proteolysis. Lineage: Eukaryota; Metazoa; Arthropoda; Insecta; Diptera; Drosophilidae. Gene Ontology annotation, molecular function: cysteine-type peptidase activity. The record is from RefSeq and is a predicted model, not a curated record.
GACCAACAUUGGCUCGAUUUUCAUACUUUUGCUGAGUUGCAGUUUGCAACUCGUAGUUGGCAAUUAGCAGUUCGAAAUUCGAAAUUUGCUAGCAUUUGCAUGAGCCACAAUCAGUUGGGAAUAAAUAUUUCGGUAUUUCAUUUAGCCGAGUGCAGCGAUGCGACUCGCUGAUGGUUCGAUACUUUAUUUUGGUCUUGCCGGCCUUUUGGUCCUGGGCCAGCGAUUCAGCGAUUCAGGCCAGGCCUACAUGGAGCAGUUCGCACAGUUUAAGGAAGCCAACAACAGGAACUACAUACGCGCGCAUGACGAGCUGCGCAGCUACAAAGCCUACGAGGAGAAUCACCAGAUCGUGGACGCACACAACAAGGAUUACGACUCGGGGAGGAGCAGCUUUCGCCUGGCAGUGAAUACCCUAGCGGACAUGAGCACCGAAUCGUACCUAAAGGGCUUCUUACGCCUGCUACGGAGUACUCCGAUAUCGGCAUCCGAUAACAUGGCCGAUAUGGUCGGAGCAACGCUGAUGGACAAUGUGCCAGACAGUUUGGAUUGGCGUAAAAAGGGAUUCGCGACUCCGUCGUACAAUCAACAGAGCUGCGGCUCGUGCUACGCCUUCAGCAUUGCCCAGAGCAUAGAGGGCCAAGUCUUCAAGCGCACCGGCAAAAUCCUCUCUCUGAGUGAGCAGCAAAUUGUGGACUGCAGCAUAUCACACGGCAACCAGGGCUGUACGGGCGGCUCAUUACGAAACACUCUCCGCUAUCUACAGGCUACCGGGGGUCUCAUGCGAUCCAUCGACUACAAGUAUGCCUCAAAGAAAGGAGCUUGCCAGUUCGUGAGCGAGUUGGCCGUGGUCAACGUUACCUCGUGGGCCAUUUUGCCGGCCAAUGACGAGAAUGCGAUUCAGGCAGCUGUGGCGCAUAUUGGCCCAGUAGCAGUUUCUAUCAAUGCGACGCCGAAAACUUUUCAACUAUAUAGCGACGGAAUAUACGAUGAUGUCACAUGCAGUUCGACUUCGGUUAAUCAUGCUAUGCUGCUAAUUGGAUAUGACAAAGACUACUGGAUUCUCAAGAAUUGGUGGGGCGAGAAGUGGGGUGAAUCGGGCUACAUGAGAAUCCGUAAAGGCAUUAACUUGUGUGGGAUUGCCAAUUAUGCAGCUUAUGCAAUAGUUUAAGCCACGUGCUACUCCUACAGGUAUCUCUCCCACUCUCAUUCUCAAUCUCCCUCGCCAACCCUCUCUCUCACUCCGAUGCCAUAUACAUCAUGUCAUUCAAGCAAGUUAAUGAAUAAAAUCAAAUUAACACAUAAACAUUACAUACAUAC